Molecule: messenger RNA, 1581 nt
Organism: Penicillium argentinense
Lineage: Eukaryota; Fungi; Ascomycota; Eurotiomycetes; Eurotiales; Aspergillaceae
Gene: faeB-2
Product: putative feruloyl esterase
Exons: 2
Coding region: 1-1581 (526 amino acids)
Source: RefSeq, a predicted model, not a curated record
AUGACUCGAUUUAGUGCUCUUUCACUCUUGGCGCUGGGCUCGCUGGCUCUCGCUAACCAGGAUGCCUUUGGGACCAAGUGUGUGCAGUUCGGUGACAAGAUUGAUAUCCCCGAUGUGAAGGUCAACUUCGCCGAGUAUGUGUCAGGGGGCACGAAUCUUUCUCUGCCUGACAAUGCACCUUCGUGUGGCGCGUCUUCUCAAUCUGUGACGGCGGACGUGUGCCGUAUCGCGAUGGCUGUGGCGACUUCCAAUGGCAGCGAGAUCACAUUGGAGGCUUGGUUCCCUCGCGACUACAAGGGCCGGUUCUUGAGUACCGGCAACGGCGGCCUAUCGGGAUGUAUUCAAUAUUACGAUAUGGCGUAUACCUCGCAACUGGGCUUCGCGACUGUCGGUGCCAAUAAUGGUCACAACGGCACCUCGGGCAAGCCAUUCUACAAGCACCCCGAAGUCGUCGAAGACUUUGCCUAUCGCUCCGUUCACACCGGUGUCGUCAUUGGCAAAGAGCUCACCAAGCAAUUCUAUGACGAGGGAUUCAACAAGAGCUACUACCUUGGAUGCUCCACAGGUGGUCGCCAGGGAUGGAAAUCUGUCCAGAAGUACCCCAAUGACUUCGACGGCGUGGUGGCCGGUGCUCCCGCAAUCAACUUCAUCGGCCUUCUUUCAUGGAGCGCGCAUUUCUACCCCAUCACGGGCUCACCCUCAUCAAAGACAUUCCUCACCACCGCGGAGUGGUCCCUCGUUCACGACGAGAUCAUCCGUCAAUGCGACGAUAUGGAUGGCGCGAAGGAUGGCAUUAUCGAAGAUACCGAUCUCUGCCACCCAAUUCUCGAGACUAUGAUCUGCAGUUCGAGUACCAAGAACAAGUCAAGCUGUCUCUCGCCGGAGCAGGUGAAUACAGCCCAGCAAAUUCUUUCCCCUCUGUACGGCAGCAACGGCACCAUGCUCUACCCGCGCAUGCAACCCGGCUCCGAGAACCUCGCCGCUCCCAUCAUGUACUCCGGCAGUCCAUUCCCAUACAGCACAGACUGGUUUAAGUACGUCGUCUACAACAAUCCGAAAUGGAAUGGGAAGAGCUGGACCAUCAAGGAUGCUGCCGCCGCCCUCGCCCAGAACCCGUACAACAUCCAAACAUUCGAGGGCGACAUCUCCCCCUUCCAGAAGGCUGGUGGAAAAGUCCUUCACUACCACGGUAUGCAGGACCAGCUCAUUAGCUCCGACGACUCAAAGUGGUACUACUCACAUGUCUCGAAAACGAUGGACAUGGCACCCUCCGACCUCGACGACUUCUACCGCUUCUUCGCUAUCAGUGGCAUGGGUCACUGCGGCGGUGGAGAUGGUGCCUAUGGUAUUGGUCAGGGCACUGAUACUUACGCCGGUAGCGACCCCCAGGACAAUGUUCUCAUGGCUAUGGUCCAGUGGGUUGAGAAGGGUGUGGCGCCUGAUACUGUUCGUGGCGCCAAGUUCUCCAACGGCCCUGGGUCAAAGAUCGAGUAUCACCGCAAGCACUGCCGUUACCCUCGGCGCAAUGUUUAUAAGGGGCCGGGCAACUACACUGAUGAGAAUGCCUGGCAAUGUGUUUGA